AUGGAAUCCCUAAGAGAGGAAAACUCCCGACUUAAGAGGAAAAUUGAGGCAAACAAGGCGAUGGGAGGACCCAGACCCGUCCCAUCCAAAGUAGAGCCCUCUAUUACUGAAGAAAAAAGUGAAUACAAACCCACAGGCCACACAACUGGUGGCAACUACAACUCCUUCACGUCCCAAAGGUACCGCAGACACCCGUUCGUUGAUGGAAUCGUAGAAACACCACUCCCCCACAAAUGGAAAGCGCCGACCGUCACCUACGACAACACUACCGACCUGGACGAGUUCAUAUCCAUCUACACCAACCAGCAAACCCGUGCUUGUCCCGCCCCGUUGCCAUCCCUAGUUGCAAGAAACGGUACCUUGAGUUUUCUCGAUGCAUACUCCGGGUACAACCAAAUACCCAUGGCAGCAGGGGACGAGAUCAAAAUUGCCUUCAUAACGGAAGAGGCCAACCUUUACUACAAGUCAAAUCACCCAACCCCCACCCAGCAUGACCUAAACCUUACUAAGGUCUUCAACGCCAUACGAAAAUACAACCUACGCCUCAACCCAGAAAAGUGUACCUUCAACGUCAAUGGAGGCAAGUUCUUGGGUUUCAUGCUGACCCAACGAAGCAUUGAGGCCAACCCUAAAAAGUGCAAAGCUAUCAUAGACAUGUGCAACCCCAACAAUGUCAAGGAGGUGCAAAGGCUGGUCGGAAGGUUAACAACCAUUGCUCAUUUCCUAUCAAAGCUUGCGGACAAAACUAAACCUAUGGUCAACCUGUUGAAGAAAUCUGCCAAGUUCGAAUGA
This is a messenger RNA of Vigna unguiculata (cowpea), 792 nucleotides long. Lineage: Eukaryota; Viridiplantae; Streptophyta; Magnoliopsida; Fabales; Fabaceae. The record is from RefSeq and is a predicted model, not a curated record.